This is a messenger RNA of Acinonyx jubatus (cheetah), 8457 nucleotides long. It is a transcript of the gene SLC4A4, whose product is annotated as solute carrier family 4 member 4. The record is from RefSeq and is a predicted model, not a curated record. Lineage: Eukaryota; Metazoa; Chordata; Mammalia; Carnivora; Felidae. The transcript has 27 exons. Gene Ontology annotation, cellular component: basolateral plasma membrane; plasma membrane. Gene Ontology annotation, molecular function: monoatomic anion transmembrane transporter activity; sodium:bicarbonate symporter activity; solute:inorganic anion antiporter activity. Gene Ontology annotation, biological process: regulation of intracellular pH; monoatomic anion transport; bicarbonate transport. Bases 607 to 4041 code for a protein of 1144 amino acids.
ACACAAGCAGCAUUUGAGCAAUUCGGGAUUUUUUUCUGCUUUGUCUAUAAAUAGAGUUCAUGGAAUUCUGCAUGUCAAAGUUAAUGCAAUGAAAAGAAGUCACAGAGUAUGGAAAUAAACCUUAACUCAUUCUAUAAACUAAGAAACAUGUUUGGCAUCAGGAGGCCGUAUAAACGCUGUCAUUACUUGGAUGGAUUCUGAGGUCUUAUUUAGCAUAUGAAAUUGCAGAGCAGAUCCUAUUAUGUAAGGAGAUAGGAGGACAGCAUAAUGUGGCUAUAAACUGAAGAACUUUGUGCCCUUCAGGGAAGAGUUAACAGGAUAGAUAUACGUAGAGAUGUGUGAUAAGAAUGUGGAAAAUGAAUGAAUGGGUGGCAUAUAUAUGUGACUGUUGCUGAAGCCGGGUUGCUGGAUAAUCCUCAGAUGUCAGAUUUCCGUAAGGCCAACAUGUGACUCAAAGCUUGCCACUCAACAGAGAAUACUGGGCUGUGCUGGUAUUAAGAGGCUGGCUGGAAGCUAGGCUCCCACUGUGCACUAGCCUAACUCCCUGUCGUUUUCUGUGUGUGGGUGGGUGUGCAUGUGUGUGUGUGUGUGAGGGUAUACAUUUUUAUGCAGUGGGUGUUUAAAGAGCUAAGCACUGAAGCUGGAUUUCCACAAACGAUCAUCACGAGCACUCCAGACAAACCAAACUUCCUCUCUUGGAUGGAGGAUGAAGCUGUCCUGGACAGAGGAGCCUCCUUCCUUAAACAUGUGUGUGAUGAAGAAGAAGUAGAAGGCCACCACACCAUCUACAUUGGGGUCCAUGUGCCGAAGAGCUACAGGAGAAGGAGACGCCACAAGAGAAAGACAGGGCACAAAGAAAAGAAGGAAAAAGAAAGAAUAUCUGAGAACUACUCUGAUAAGUCAGAUGUGGAAAAUGCAGAUGAAACCAGCAGCAGCAUCCUCAAACCUCUCAUCUCUCCUGCUGCAGAACGUAUCCGAUUCAUCUUGGGUGAGGAGGAUGACAGCCCCGCACCCCCUCAACUCUUCACCGAACUGGAUGAGCUACUGGCCGUGGAUGGGCAGGAGAUGGAGUGGAAGGAGACAGCGAGGUGGAUUAAAUUUGAAGAAAAAGUGGAACAGGGUGGGGAAAGAUGGAGCAAGCCCCAUGUGGCCACAUUGUCCCUUCACAGCUUAUUUGAGCUGAGGACAUGUAUGGAGAAAGGAUCCAUCAUGCUUGACAGGGAGGCUUCUUCUCUUCCACAGUUGGUGGAGAUGAUUGUUGACCAUCAGAUUGAGACAGGCCUAUUGAAACCUGACCUUAAGGAUAAGGUGACCUAUACUUUGCUCCGGAAGCACCGGCAUCAAACCAAGAAAUCCAACCUUCGAUCCCUGGCUGACAUUGGGAAGACAGUCUCCAGUGCAAGUAGGAUGUUUACCAACCCUGAUAAUGCCCGCAGCCCGCUUGAGAACUCAGUGCCCUGCCUAGCAACCCGCACCCUGGACGAUGACCCCCGAGUGCGGCGCACUCCCAGCGUGGGAUGGCUAAGUAGCCCAGCCAUGACCCAUAGGAAUCUGACUUCCUCCAGUCUGAAUGACAUUUCCGAUAAACCAGAGAAGGACCAGCUGAAGAAUAAGUUCAUGAAAAAACUUCCACGUGAUGCAGAAGCCUCCAACGUGCUUGUUGGGGAGGUUGACUUCUUGGAUACUCCUUUCAUUGCCUUUGUUCGGCUCCAGCAGGCGGUCAUGCUGGGUGCCCUGACUGAGGUCCCUGUGCCCACAAGGUUCUUGUUCAUUCUCUUAGGUCCUAAGGGGAAAGCCAAGUCCUAUCAUGAGAUCGGCAGAGCCAUUGCCACCCUGAUGUCUGAUGAGGUGUUCCAUGACAUUGCUUAUAAAGCUAAAGACAGGCAGGACCUGAUUGCUGGUAUCGACGAGUUCCUCGAUGAAGUCAUUGUUCUUCCACCUGGGGAAUGGGACCCAGCAAUCAGGAUAGAGCCUCCUAAGAGCCUUCCAUCAUCUGACAAAAGAAAGAAUAUGUACUCAGGUGGAGAGAAUGUUCAGAUGAAUGGGGACACACCUCAUGACGGAGGCCACGGAGGAGGAGGAGGAGGACAUGCAGAUUGUGAAGAAUUGCAGCGAACUGGACGGUUCUGUGGUGGACUCAUUAAGGACAUAAAGAGGAAAGCACCAUUUUUUGCCAGUGAUUUUUAUGAUGCUUUAAAUAUUCAGGCUCUUUCAGCAAUUCUCUUCAUUUAUCUGGCAACUGUAACUAAUGCUAUCACUUUUGGAGGACUGCUUGGGGAUGCCACUGACAACAUGCAGGGCGUGUUGGAGAGCUUCCUGGGCACAGCUGUCUCUGGGGCCAUCUUUUGCCUGUUUGCCGGUCAACCACUCACGAUUUUGAGCAGCACAGGACCUGUCCUUGUCUUUGAGAGGCUUCUAUUCAAUUUCAGCAAGGACCAUAAUUUUGACUAUCUGGAGUUUCGCCUUUGGAUUGGCUUGUGGUCAGCCUUCUUGUGUCUCAUUUUGGUAGCCACAGAUGCCAGCUUCUUGGUUCAGUACUUCACUCGCUUCACAGAAGAGGGCUUCUCUUCUCUGAUUAGCUUCAUCUUUAUCUACGAUGCUUUCAAGAAGAUGAUCAAGCUAGCUGACUACUACCCCAUCAACUCCAACUUCAAAGUGGGCUACAAUACUCACUUUUCCUGUGCCUGUGUGCCUCCUGACCCAGUUAAUAUCUCAAUAUCUAAUGACACUACACCGGCUCCAGAGGAUUGGCCAACUGUUUCUUCUACUGACAUGUACCAUAAUGCUACCUUUGACUGGGCAUUUUUGUCGACGAAGAAGUGUUUGAAAUACGGAGGAAAGCUCGUGGGGAACAACUGUGAUUUUGUUCCUGACAUCACUCUCAUGUCUUUCAUCCUCUUCUUGGGCACCUACACCUCUUCUAUGGCUCUGAAAAAAUUCAAAACGAGUCGUUAUUUUCCAACCACGGCAAGAAAACUUAUCAGUGACUUCGCCAUUAUCUUGUCCAUUCUAAUCUUUUGUGUAAUAGAUGCCCUGGUGGGUGUGGAUACUCCAAAACUAAUUGUGCCAAGUGAGUUCAAGCCAACAAGUCCAAACCGAGGUUGGUUUGUCCCACCAUUUGGAGGAAACCCCUGGUGGGUGUACCUUGCAGCUGCGAUCCCUGCUUUGUUGGUCACCAUUCUGAUUUUCAUGGACCAGCAAAUCACAGCUGUGAUUGUGAACAGGAAAGAGCAUAAACUCAAGAAAGGAGCUGGAUAUCACCUGGAUCUCUUCUGGGUGGCCAUCCUCAUGGUGGUGUGCUCUUUCAUGGCUCUUCCGUGGUAUGUGGCUGCAACUGUCAUUUCCAUUGCUCACAUUGACAGUUUGAAGAUGGAGACCGAGACUUCUGCACCUGGAGAACAACCAAAGUUUCUAGGAGUGAGAGAACAAAGAGUCACUGGAACCCUCGUGUUUAUUCUGACUGGUCUGUCAGUCUUUAUGGCUCCCAUCUUGAAGUUUAUUCCCAUGCCUGUACUGUAUGGCGUGUUCCUGUAUAUGGGGGUAGCAUCCCUUAAUGGUGUACAGUUCAUGGAUCGUCUGAAGCUGCUUCUGAUGCCCCUGAAGCACCAGCCAGACUUUAUCUACCUGCGCCAUGUCCCCCUGCGCAGAGUCCACCUGUUCACUUUCCUGCAGGUGUUAUGUCUAGCCCUGCUCUGGAUCCUCAAGUCCACUGUGGCUGCUAUCAUUUUCCCAGUCAUGAUCUUGGCACUUGUAGCUGUCAGAAAAGGCAUGGACUACCUCUUCUCCCAACAUGACCUCAGCUUCCUCGAUGAUGUCAUUCCAGAAAAGGACAAGAAAAAGAAGGAAGAUGAGAAGAAAAAGAAAAAGAAGAAAGGAAGUCUGGAUAGUGACAAUGAUGAUUCUGACUGCCCAUACUCAGAAAAAGUUCCAAGUAUUAAAAUACCAAUGGACAUCAUGGAACAGCAACCUUUCCUAAGAGAUAGCAAACCUUCCGACAGAGAAAGAUCACCAACAUUCCUUGAACGCCACACAUCAUGCUGAUAAAAUUCCUUUCCUUCAGUCACUCGGUAUGCCAAGUCCUCCUAGAACUCCAGUAAAAGUUGUGCCUCAAAUUAGGAUAGAACUUGAGCCUGAAGACAAUGAUUAUUUCUGGAGGAGCAAGGGAACAGAAACUACAUUGUAACCUGUUUGUCUUUCUUUAAAAUUGACAGUUUUUGUUGUUAAUGUUCUGGGGUUUUGUCUGGUUGUUUAUUUUUUAAUUUUUGUUUUGUUUUGGGUUUUGGUCAUUGGCCAAAUAAUACAGUGCUCACUCUGCUUCUCUCUUGCAUAGGUAAAAUCAAGACCAUACUGCACUGUUCCUUAAAAACAUCUGAAGAAUCCCCUUUUCUUUUCACACUUUCAGAUGUGUCCUCUGACAACCAAAUUCCUCUGUCACUGAAGACACCACACAGACCCUGUCCUUUUCCUUUAUUAAGCAGAGGGCAAAAGUAUUAAGGAUUUUGUAACACCUUUUUAACGUAUUGAAGGAACUUACAACUAGCUUUGGAGCUGUGCUUACUGGCUUGUCUGUCUGCCUGGUAGAAUAAACCUUGACCUCCAGGCAGAGUCCCUUCUUGCUUCUAGAGCUUUCCAGGACUGGAAAAAGUGCUGCAAUGCGAACUUGCUCUUGCUUGUAAGCCCUAAUCUUAGAGUUAUCAAAAGAAGAAAAACUAAAGGUACUUAACUCCCUGUAGAGAAACUGUUGCCAUCAUUGUAGCAAGUGCUGGAAUAUCCCUUUUUCCUAUGCAACUUUUUUUAACCCUUUAAUGAACUUAUCUGUUGAGUACAUUGAAGAAUAUUUUUCUUCGUAGAUUUUGUUGUUUAAAUUAUGGGGCCUAACCUGCAACUUAUUUUUUGUCAAUUUUUUAAACUUUUUUUUAAUUACUGUAAAGAAAAUGAAUUUUUUCCUGCAGCAGGAAACAUAGUUUUGAGUAGUUCUACCUCUUAUUUGUAGCUGCCAGGCUUUCUGUAAAAAUUGUAUUGUAUAUAAUGUGAUUUUUACACACACACACACACACACACACACACACACACACACACACACACACGGAUACACAAUCUCUAAGGUAAGCCAGAGGGCUGGAUCAGAUUAAAAACACCAUGUUUCUAAGCAUCCAUUUUUCCCUUUCUUUAAGAGAAAUUUACUGUUCUAUGAAGAGAUUGGGGAAGAAGGGAGAAGCUCCUAUGUAAUGGGAAUAACUGAUGUUUUGAUAAUAGUAAUAUCCAGACAUAGAUGCUGAUUGUAUUACCAUGUCGAUGUCCUAUGCAGUAUUUUGGACAUUUUUUUCAUUUUGAAAUAUUUGUGUGUUUGUGUACAUACUCUGUGUGUGGCUGGUGCACAUAUGUGCAGAGUUAGAAAAAGACAGAGCGAAGGUAGGCAAUGGACAGUUAUCCAGACCCCUGUGUCAGUUUUCAUAAAACCCAAACCCCAUUAUAUAUGAAAAAUCCAUGAGAGGUCUGAGAGAUUUACCAUUAUGCAAAUAAGGCUAAAUAUAUUUUAUUGCCCAGAUGCCAUCACGGAUCCUACAAAAUUCAUAGAAAUAUUAAUAGACCAUUGACCUAUUUAUAGUGUUUAUGGGAAUGCAGACAGAUCUGCUGAGGUAUGUAUAUAUAUGUGUAUGUAUGUGUGUGUAUAUGUGUAUGUAUGUGUAUGUAUAUAUAUACAUAUGUGUGUAUAUACAUAUAUAUACACACAUAUGUAUAUAUAUACACACACACACAUUUUAACAUUGCUCACACAUGUUUUUUAGGACGGAUACAUUUCAAAGUACCAUACUGAAAAUUAGAAAAAAGAAAAUUGGGUCUUUAGUCACCAAAUUUAGCAUGUUAUUUAAGUGUAAUCUUUUUAAUAGGUUGCAUUAUGUGUUGUGAGUCUGCAUAACUGAAUUCAUAAUUUUGGAUUUAUGUAACCACAUUUGUGAUAUAUCCUAACUAAAACAGGUUGCUGGAGGAGUACCAGAAGCAGGAUGAAGCCAUUUAUUUGGUUUCAAUAUAUGCACAUAGUGACUCCCACUCAUUCUUGUGUUAAUUAAAUUAUAAUUCUGUCCUCUUAAAAUUUUGAUUAUAAAAAUCUUAUUACCCUGAAUUAGCUGUUACUUUUAUAGUAUCUGCUAAUCUUAAAACGUUAAAUUUUAUACAAAUUAGACAUAAAUGACCUGCAAUUUGUUUUCAUUAAAAUGAAAGCAGCAGAUUACGUGUUAUUUGUUAAAACCUUACGCACCAGAUUUUGGCAUCGCGUUUGUAUUUAGAGCUAUCCUUAAAAUGAUUAUACUACCUGGUUUUUCAUUACUCUAAUAUAAAACUAUAUAAGAAGAUUUUCCUUUUUCUUUACCAAGGGAAGCAUCAAAAAAAAUGUCUAAGAGCAUGCAUAAUAAGUUCAGUCUAACCUAUGAUCAUGUUAAAUUAAAGACACCUUUAUUCACUUACAUAAAAGCCCUAGAUAUAAUACUUUAUCUUUCUGAUCAUGAAUCAAGUAUUUCAGGAUCUGUGCCUUUCUCCAUCUCUUUCAAAGAACUCCUGAAGCGACUUAACUCAAUAUUUCAGCCUUUGAGCAGAUCUAAAAGCUAUCUGCACAUCCACUUAUGAUCCAUAUUCUGUGGCAAAAGGUUGAAAUUCAUGAUGUGAAUGCAGUAUAGUACUUUCUGUCUGCUAAAAGUAACAGUUAAUAUCACACCCUUGCAAUAUUUUGGAGCCCAGGGAAACUUUUUAAAAAUCAUUAGUUUCAGAGGAACAGAAGUAGUUACCCAACAAGCAUACAAAACCUGAGGUCCAUACAGAGCCACCAGAUCAUCUGCAUUUCAGCUGAAUUUACUCAUUGUCUGAGGACCAGCCGGAUUUGGCGGUGGUUUUGUUUGUGUAAACUGGACACACAGAAUACAGUACAAAGGUGAAUUUUUCACACAGUGUCAUUCCCCGAUGUGAAUACAGAGACAUGAGUUGUUAGGAGUCCAAGAUGAAGUGUACACUCCCAAGAUGUCAAGCAGAAGUCCUGUGGUUGUACAAACUUACUGUUGAAGAGAUCACUGGGCCAAGAGUUGGCCUUAUCAAAGGAGCAUAAAGGCCUCUCAUUUUGCAUUUGAAAGAAAAUCUCUUGGAGACACUGUUUUCCUUGAUAAAGAUCACUCUUCUUCUGUGUGAGACAAGGACUUGGAAUCCUAACUAUUUUCUGUGCCACAGGCAGUAGUGAUCCUGCCUCUUCUUCCAGUCAAGCAGUGGAGUCAGGGGGUGGGGGACGGAGGCUUAACGAUGUGCAAAAACAAAAACAAAACCCUCUCUAAUGAGCCCCCACCUCAAGAAAUGGGGGAAGGGUGGGAAGAAGUGAUUAUCUGCCAUCAGUAAGUCAGUUUGUGUAUGUUUUAUGCACACGCACCAACACACACAGAGUAAAUCUUUUAUCAGCUAUAUAUUGCUGUAUAAUAUAGAGAACGAUUGUCUUCCGAGUUUUUGGUUCUUUUUUUUUUUUUUAAACUGUGUUAAAGUACUUGAAAUGUAUUGACUGCUGACUAUCCUUUAAAAACAAAACAAAACCAUUUGAGUUGUAUUACAGAGGUUGACAUUGUUCAGGGAUGGGACAAAGCUUUCUUCAAAUCUUUUCAUACCACUUAGUGAUUUUGGUGCAGGAACUUGAGAUUUUCUUAUUUAUUCCAUGAUAUUUCACAUCUACUCUUCACAGCAUGAGCAUAAAGCCCAGUGGCACCAAGUGGCUGAAUACAAUCAAAUGAUAUUUUAUAGCAUUUGACUGGCUGAAGGGCCUUGGGAGUUUUCACAUGAUGAUUUCAUUGAGCUUCAUUGCAGCCUGAAAUUAAAAAAAAAAAAAAGUUUUGGGAUAUAUGCUAGCCAGUCAAGUUGUGUUUUGACCAGAAAUUUGGGUAUGACCUAUUUCUUAGCUCAUUUCUUUGUGCUCUAUGGGUACAUACAAAAAUCCUGAAUUCUGUUUCCCAGGCAGAUAAUUGCAACUCAGGGCUAAAGUCAUCCAGUGAAACUUUUAGAGCCAGAAGUUAACUUUGUCCCAGUCCUACAAUGUGAAAAGAGUGAGUAGUUGCCUCUUUUUUAGCCAUUUUCAUGGCUGGUACAUAUCUGUACACCUUACUUUUCAGAAUCAAUACGCACUUUCAGAUAUUCUUAUUUUUAUUCUCUUAAGUCUUUAUUAACUUUGGAGAAAUGAUGCAUCUUUUUAUUUUAAAUGAAGUAGAUCAACAUGGUGGAACAAAUGAUAAAGAACAGAAAACAUUUCAAUAUAUUACUAAUAAUUUUUUUCCAAUAUAAAACCUAAAAUUCCUAUAACAUUAUAGUAUUUUACAGUUUUAUGAAGCUUUCUAUUGUGACUUUUAUGGAAUUAAGAGAUGAAGAAGAUGAGAUAUUUUAGCAUUUAUAUUUUUCAAAAUUAAAUGUAUACUUAAAAUAAAGUAACUUUAUGCA